UGUGCCUCCCGGCCGCGGGGCGAGGAGGAGGAAUCAUGUGAGUUCGGAUCGCCGAGGGUCCCGUGGGAAGAUGGGGGAUGCCGCGGACACCAAGGAGAUGAAGAAGACUUUCAUUGUUCCUGCCAUCAAACCCUUCGACCAUUAUGAUUUUUCCCGAGCGAAAAUCGCCUGUAAUCUCGCCUGGCUGGUGGCCAAAGCCUUCGGGACAGAAAAUGUUCCAGAAGAACUGCGAGAGCCAUUUUACACAGACCAGUAUGACCAGGAGCACAUUAAACCACCUGUAGUUAACUUGCUGCUAUCUGCAGAACUCUACUGUCGUGCUGGGAGCCUUAUUCUGAAAAGUGAUGCUGCAAAACCACUUUUAGGUCAUGAUGCUGUUAUACAAGCUCUGGCACAAAAAGGCCUUUAUGUCACUGACCAAGAAAAAUUGGUGACUGAACGAGAUCUUCACAAAAAACCCAUUCAGAUGAGUGCUCAUUUGGCUAUGAUUGAUACUCUUAUGAUGGCUUAUACUGUCGAGAUGGUCAGCGUUGAGAAAGUGAUUGCAUGCACUCAGCAGUAUUCAUCCUUUUUCCAAGCUACAGAUCUACCUUAUGACAUAGAAGAUGCCGUCAUGUUCUGGAUAAAUAAGGUAAAUGAACAUUUGAAAGACAUAAUGGAACAGGAACAAAAACUUAAAGAGCAUCACAGUGCAGAAUCUGCAGGAGGUCAGAAGUCUCCUACCAAAUGGUAUUGGAAACUGGUUCCUGCCCGUUACAGGAAGGAACAAACAUUGCUCAAGCAGCUGCCCUGCAUUCCAUUGGUGGAAAACUUGCUGAAAGAUGGUACAGAUGGUUGUGCUUUAGCAGCCCUGAUCCACUUCUACUGUCCGGAUAUUGUUAAACUUGAGGAUAUUUGUUUGAAAGAGACAAUGUCUUUGGCUGACAGCCUGUAUAACCUACAGCUGAUUCAAGAAUUUUGUCAGGAAUACCUUAACCAGUGUUGCCAUUUCAGUCUUGAAGAUAUGCUCUAUGCAGCUUCUUCAGUAAAGAGCAACUACCUGGUGUUCAUGGCAGAACUGUUCUGGUGGUUUGAAGUGGUGAAGCCAUCGUUUGUACAGCCUCGUGUUGUUGUGCAUCCCCAAGCUGAACCUGUGAAAGAUGCAGCUUCUGCUCACAGUUUGAAUGCUAACAGAAGAAAUUACAUGGAUGGCCCAUGUGGUUCUGACUUUGUAGCCAGAUUGGAAAGUCCAAGUUACACACCAUCUCACCAACUGCAUACACCCCAGCAGCCUUAUUCAUCUGUCCCAGGAGUCAUCAGAAGGUCCUCAUCAAUGUCUUACGUAGAUGGCUAUGUAGGGACAUGGCCAAAAGAAAAAAGGUCAUCAUUACAUGGAGUUUCAUUUGACAUUUCUUUUGACAAAGAAAAAAGCAUUCCAGUAUCUUCUCCAAACAGAGGUAUUACUAGAUCUGUGAGCAAUGAAGGCCUUACAUUAAACAACAACAACCGUGUGCCCAAACAUAUUAGAAAAAAUCUGUCCUUCAGACCAGUAAAUGGAGAAGAAGAAAACCAAGAUAUUGAAGAGGAAAAGGACACAGUAGCUCAUACAGACACAAAGGCCCAUCAUUCCUUUAGCACAAAUCAAAGAAAUGCCAAUGAGAGCAGUCACUGCAGGUUUCCCAACGGGGCUUUGCAAAACAGAGCCAUUCUGGAUGACUUUGGCAAUCAGAUUGAGACACCAACAAUUGAAGAGGCUUUGCAGAUAAUUCACGACACUGAAAAAUCUCCCAGAGUUAUCCAGACAGACCAAAUUACAAAUGGAUUCUUUCUUCACAAUCAGGAAAUGAGCAUCUUGAAUUCAAACAUUAAACCAAAUCAGUCUACCCCUGAUCUGAUCACAGACACUAAAGGUGCUUUAAGUCCUGUGACUGACAAUACAGAAGUUGAUACUGGAAUACACGUUCCUUCGGAAGAUAUUCCAGAGACGAUGGAUGAGGAUUCUUCUUUAAGAGAUUAUACUGUAAGCAUGGAUUCUGACAUGGAAGAAUCAUCUAAAUUUCUUCAGGAUUAUGACCUAAGAGCUAGCAAUCACAGAGAUCAAUUAAGUCCCUGUCCUAGCUCAGUAAGUACUAAAUCACAGGCUGGCAGUAGUGCUUCUUCAAGUUCAGGGGUUAAAAUGACUAGUUUUGCAGAGCAGAAAUUCAGAAAGUUGAAUCAUACAGAUAGUAGAAGCAGUGGCAGCAGUUCUCAGAAAACCACACCAGAAGGUUCUGAGCUGAAUAUUCCUCAUGUGGUUGCUUGGACUCAUAUUCCUGAAGAGGCAUCUGUUCCCCAAGGAAGAGACACUACACAGUUACUGGCUUCAGAACUGGUACAUCUUAGGAUGAAGCUGGAGGAAAAGAGAAGAGCAAUUGAAGCCCAGAAAAAGAAAGUUGAAGCUGCUUUCACUAAGCAGCGGCAGAAAAUGGGAAGAACAGCGUUUCUUAACAUUGUGAAAAAGAAAGGUGAUGGAGUAUCACCUCUCCGAGAAGAGGCAGCAGGAGCUGAAGAUGAGAAGAUAUUCACUGACAGUAACAGACUGAAAGAAAGAGAAACUCAAAAAACAGAUGAACAAACUAAUAAAGCUUCAGAAUCGAUAAAAGAAAAUCCUGAAAAUUCUCACAACAAAUGGUCAAAGUCUCCUGCUACUCCUAUGGAUGCUGAAAAGCAGUGGAAUUUAGUUAGCCCCUCAGAAGAAAAUUUUAGUGAAGGAGAUAUCUUAGAAUACACCAAAUCUAUUGAAAAACUAAAUUCUUCCUUACACUUUCUACAACAAGAAAUGCAACGUCUGUCCCUUCAACAGGAGAUGUUGAUGCAGAUGAGAGAGCAGCAAGCUUGGGUUAUUUCUCCUCCUCAGCCUUCUCCUCAGAAGCAACUUCGGGAGUUUAAGGUUUCAUCAAGGCAAAUGGGAGCUCCAUCUCCCAUUGCACCUUUCUCACAGGAAUCUCCCCGCUCUACACAUCAAUCUCCACAAUCGUCCAACAGGAAGAAUGCAUCUUUUCACAUAAAAAUGCAAAGGACUCCUAGGCCAAAUGAACUGAAAAUAACACCUCUAAAUCGUACCUUGACUGCCCCAAGGUCUGUAGAUAGUCUUCCUCGCUUGAGAAGAUUUUCUCCAAGUCAGGUUCCCAUUCAGACUAGAUCAUUUGUUUGCUUUGGAGAUGAUGGUGAACAUCUGGAUGAACCACAGUUGAAGGGAAGUCUUCUGAAGGAAGUCAAGCCCACAGAAGAGGUAGCAAAAGAAGAAGGACCAAAACUUCUGAACAAGUGCGAACAGAAGUUGGAGGAAAAGGAGAUAAAACCCCUUGAAUCUAGUGUUUCUGAAGUAUUAUCUCAGCCCAUAAUAGAAACUGUCUGCCUCACUCCAAAUGAAGAUCAGCUAAGCCAACCAAUGUUGCCAACAGCAGCUCCCAAAACAGCUAACUUAAUUGAAGUUUCCCUAUCAGAUUUGAAGCCACCAGAAAAAAAGGAAGUAUCUGUUGAGAAAUAUGAAGGUGAGAGCGAUAGAGAACAAUUUGAGGAUGACCAGAAAGUGUGUUGUGGAUUCUUUUUUAAGGAUGAUCAAAAGGCAGAAAAUGAUAUGGCAAUGAAACGAGCAGCAUUACUGGAGAAGCGUUUGAGAAGGGAAAGAGAGACUCAGCUUCGAAAGCAGCAGCUGGAAGCAGAGCUAGAACAUAAGAAAGAAGAGACAAGGCGCAAAACAGAAGAAGAACGUCAGAAGAAGGAAGAUGAACGAGCACGGCGAGAAUUCAUUAAGCAAGAGUACAUGAGAAGGAAACAACUAAAGCUUAUGGAAGAAAUGGAUACUGUUAUAAAACCGCGUUCCUUGUCAAUCAAACAAAAAAAGCCGCGUCCGAAAUCUAUUCAUAGGGAUCACAUUGAGUCACCUAAGACACCAGUCAAAGGUCCACCAGGUUCACAGCUUUAUCGUGUUUUUUCAGUAUCUAGUCUUUCACUGGCAUCACUGAAUACAGGGGACAAUGAGAGUGUGCAGUCAGGCAAGAGAACGCCAAGAUCUGAGUCUGUGGAAGGUUUCUUAUCUCCGAGUCGCUGCGGUAGUCGUAAUGGUGAAAAAGAUUGGGAAAAUGCAUCUACGACUUCUUCAGUUGCCUCCGCUACAGAAUACACAGGACCAAAGCUUUUCAAAGAACCCAGUGCUAAAUCCAAUAAGUAUAUAAUUCAGAAUGCUCUGGCACAUUGCUGCUUGGCUGGAAAAGUGAAUGAAGGUCAAAAGAAAAAGAUACUGGAGGAAAUGGAGAAAUCUGAUGCCAAUAAUUUCUUAAUCUUGUUCCGGGAUUCAGGCUGCCAGUUCAGAUCUCUGUAUACAUACUGCCCUGAUACUGAAGAAAUUAAUAAAUUAACAGGGAUAGGUCCCAAAUCUAUCACAAAGAAAAUGAUCGAGGGACUAUAUAAAUACAACUCUGACAGGAAGCAGUUUAGCCACAUACCUGCUAAAACUUUGUCUGCCAGUGUUGAUGCAAUUACCAUUCACAGCCAUUUGUGGCAAACCAAGAGACCAGUAACUCCGAAGAAACUUUUACCCACCAAGGCAUAGUAGAUGAGAGAAAUUUCGCUUCAGACAAUUAUGAUAAACUUGCACUUCAUCUUUACUGCCUAUAGGAAAUAGAUCUCUAGUUGCCAACAAGACUCUUAGAACUUAAAACUGGACACAAAGUUGUAUUACCAUGUCCAACUGGAAUGUAAACACAGUGUUUAGGAGUGCAGAAGAUUGUCGCUUAAGUGAAUACUCUGAGUGAUUAUGGAAAUGUUUGACUUGUGUGGAGAUCUGUACGUGCUAAUACAAUGUACGGAGUACGCUCUGUAUUUUGUUUGGAUACACUGAAGCACUGAAUGUUCAUCUUUAGUGAUCAAACUACAUUUUUUUUUACAUCCGUUGCCUUAUAUGUUAGUAUUUGUGCUUGUCUUGAAAUUCUGUUUUCUCUCUUUAGAGAGAGAAAUACUUCCUAAUAUCCUCAGUACCAUGGAACUUUGCUUAUUUACUCUUACACUAAAGACUCUACAAUGGUAUAUGUUACAGAAAAACAGCUGAAUGAGUCUGUUCUGCAAAAUCCUUAUUGAGUACUGUAAUAAAAUUAGCUCAUUCUCCUAAGUAAUUGUAAUUCUUUUUUAAUUAAAUAAUACUGAUUUGCUUAUAGACUAAACACUAAAGCAAAAAUCCUUCAAUUGUUUUAAAAUUCCCUUCAAAUAAAUUAUUUAGUAAGUCAGGGUGUAGUCGAAUAAAGGAAUUAUUCCUGUCCUGGGAAGUUACCAUCUGAGAUCUAAUGACUGACUACGUGCGUGUUCAUAAUCCCAUUAAAAUGCAGAGCAAAAAGAUUUGGCAGAACUCUAAACCAGUUUAAGCAAAAGUGCAUUAUUUUGCAUUGUUGCAGAUAAAGAAAGAGCACACAGCUACUAUGUCUCCAUGGCGGGAAUAAAAGCUCAUGAAAAACAAUCAGGACUGGAUGGCUGAUAUUCGCCUGAUAGAACACCAAAAAUAUUCAGAAUCACAGAAUACACUGAGACACAGAUCUUUUGGAAGCACCAUAUCUAAUUCCCACUGAUUGUAAGAUUUAGGCCACUGCUUAUUCUUUCUUUCUGCCUUCAGAUCAGUUUUCCAGGGAACAGGCAAUUGAUUUCAGAAUUUUCAGUGUCUUAGUAAAUUCCUUUCUUGAUGUGUGCUAACAGACGAUGGCUUGUGACACUUAACAAUUAGAAACACAUACGGCAGAAAUGGCCUAAGGGUACAUUUCAAUAAAUUGAUAGUAUAAUCAUUUACAAAGAUAAACUUUAAGCAUAUUUCAGUAUUAUUUACAAAGGGCUGCAUUUUGUUUCAAAACAGUGUUUGAUUAUGUUACAGAUUACUCUUCUGUUUGAUGUUUCUCUUAUAAUUUGCUUUUAGCAUAGCACUGUUCUGAAAAAAAAAAACAAAACAAAAACCAAACUACAAACUUGAAGCCUCCCCUAAAUCUGUGGCUAUUUUGAUAGUGUACAUCAGAGGAUUUGUUGGGGGAAAAAUCUCAUUCUCAGGAAAAGACUUGAAUGAUUUGUGAUUCUGUUCUGUUUCAGUGUUGCGACACCUACAUUAACAUAAGACAGUGUUGUGCUAUAAGUGUGUGCUCCAUUCUCUUUCAUAAGGACACUAAAAUUAAGUUCAUAUUUCUCUCAUUAAAGUGCUUUGAGAGAAACAAUGCCUCACUACUAUGAUGUACUCAUUUACUUAUACAAAGAUGCACCUGAAUGAGAUACCAUUAAACCGUUUAGAACAGUACUUUUUUAAAUUAUUAUGAAGCCUUAGGCAUCAAUGCAUCUGGGUUACAAAUAUUUUCUCAAAAAUGCUGUCAGUUUUACUGUAAUUUAUGUUCUUAUAUUUAUGUAUAUUUGUUAAAUCUGUAAAAAAGAAAAAAAAAAAAGAAAAAACACUUUAAAAUAUGUUUAAUAUGUUUGUGGCUCAAAAUUAUUUGUGGUUAGCAGAUUCCUAUUGCUUGCAUGUAUAUCACCAGGAUAUGUAACUCUUAUAUUUCAAGUGUAUACAUAUUGUGUAUAUAGCUAUAAAUAAUAUUAAAUGGGGCAAGAGGGUUUGCACAUUCUGCCUGUUAGACAGUUCCUGCAAAUACCAUUGUAGGAAUAUGUUGAGUAACAGUGUGAAAUUGUGUAUAAUAUACAGUGAUAGAAGAAACCAGAAGGCUGGAAUCAACUCUUACACGUGUCGAAGGACUUCACAGGAAGUUUAAUAAUGGGAGGAUUUUCAUUUCUAAAACAUGUAUUAUGAUUUAGCUGGUAACUUGCAACACCGUGAAGACACACAUUGAUCUAAUCAAAGUGAGCUUAAGUACAUAACAGAGGAAUUGUCUGAUUCGUUUUAGAUAUAUCUGAAUGUAUUAAAGAAAUCUACACUUGUCAGCAGGUGAAAGAUUUGUGCAAUGUUUAAAAGUAGAAUGUGAAUAAUGCAGCUGAAAAGUUCAUUGCUCGCAGUAUAAAGUUUUACUUAAUACAGGAAAAGUAAAGCUAGAUGUGCUUUUCCUUUUUAAGCCUGCAAAUUUUCUAAUUACAGUGGGUCUGCGGUUGGGAUCAUGUUUAAAAAAAAAAAAAAUUAAAAAAAUUAAAGUAAAUUGAAAACAUGAAAAUAAUAAGGAAGCUUUCCGUGAAGGCCAGUAUUUAUCACUGACCUUUUCAGAACACACUGGUGCUUUCAUCAGGGGUAUUACUGUUGUUGCUAUGACUGAAUUGCCAAACUAUCAUGUUAGGUUUUGGAGCAAAAUUUCGUAUUCUAACAGUCACAACAGCUACUGAUUUUUUUUAUUUUAUUUUAGGAUGACUGUUAGUUUUUAUUAUUUGGCUGUUUAAAGCCAAAUUCAGCUAUUUAAUUGAUUUAAUGGGCAAUGUUGGAAAAUGUACAGUGUAUUGUGUGCUUACUUGUCCACUUCUAUGGAGCAUAGCUUCCAUAUUUUUUCAAAUGCUGUGCUGUAAAAUAUUGUCAUUGCUACUUAUGUGGUACCGUUGUAGUUUUUUCCUUUCAUUUAAAUAAAAGCAUGGCACCAAA
Molecule: messenger RNA, 7558 nt
Organism: Lagopus leucura (white-tailed ptarmigan)
Lineage: Eukaryota; Metazoa; Chordata; Aves; Galliformes; Phasianidae
Gene: CAMSAP2
Product: calmodulin regulated spectrin associated protein family member 2
Exons: 18
Coding region: 71-4573 (1500 amino acids)
Biological process (GO): neuron projection development; cytoplasmic microtubule organization; negative regulation of microtubule depolymerization
Cellular component (GO): microtubule minus-end
Molecular function (GO): spectrin binding; microtubule minus-end binding; calmodulin binding
Source: RefSeq, a predicted model, not a curated record